UACUUUAUGAGUUGACCAUCAUUGAAAAAAUACUGCCAUUGAAUAUUGUGUUUGGGAUCUGGUUAGUUAUGCAACAUAGUUUGACUUUUGUAUGCCUUAAAGUUGGGGUUUUAGGUGUUUUUUGACCAUUAGUUUCUUCCCUGGGGCGUCAGCCAAUCGUGGGUCCGUCACUGGCGCUAAGUCCAGCCGACCAGGCGUUGUAUGCCCCCGUGCCGCCCACACACACCACAGCCGCCUCGGUGCUCAUUCUCUGCCACGACAUUUCCUACAUCUCCUCUCUAAACCGGCACUGCCUCUUCCAGCAUGGCGAUGAAUACCUUGAGCCCACGCCGGCGCCGCUGCCCUCCUCCUCCUGCAGCCUCUUCCCCUGCAGCAGCAAAGAGGGAGAUUCCUCCUCUGUCCAGACUGUCCACACUCUCCGGAGGCCCCCCAGAAAAAUCUAUCUGAAAGAGACUCUUGAGUGUCACCUAACCAAACAGCUCCAUAAACGACGGCGCCUUCACAUGUCACAACACACCCCCAUAAAUCGUUGAUCUCUUCUCCCCACUCCUCACUCUCUCAUUCCUUCUGUCGCCAUGGCGCUACCUUGGGCCUUCGUCCUUCUCCCUGCUCUCUUCUUCCUCUCCUCCUCUGUAACCAACCUCUUCUUCUCCAACAGCAGCAGCAAUGGGAGUGGAGGGAGAUGCUCCCUCUGUCCACAGUCUCCAGAGGUCUCCUUCUGUCCACUGUCUCCAGAGGUCUCCCCCUGUUCACAGUCUCCAGAGGUCCCCUAUAUUGUCAGCACGACGUAUAGGACUGCCUACCACUUCCAGCCUCCCAGGAACUGGAUCAAUGAUCCAUGUGGUAUGAAUAUCUCAGCACAAACACCUCUAAAUAAAAAGGAGUUGCAGUAUUCUACAACUUAUACUUCCUUUAUAAAUAUUUCAGGACUAAUGUACUACAAAGGCAUCUACCAUAAUUUCUACCAGUAUAACCCCCACUGCGCCCUCUGGUGUUGGGGUGACAUAGCUUGGGGCCAUUCAGUUUCGACAGACCUCGUCAACUGGAUCCAGCUUGAACCCGUGAUAGAACCGGAUAAUCCGAGUGACAUAGAUGGCUGCUGGACCGGUUCAGCCACAAUUCUGUCUGGUGGUCAACCGGUCAUCCUAUACACCGGUGUCAGCAGAGACAACUGUCAGGUCCAAAACCUUUUGUUUCCCAAGAAUCCGUCUGACCCGUACCUGCGAGAAUGGACGAAAGCAGGCAAUAACCCAGUGAUCCAACCGGUAGUACCGGGUUUGAACAGAAGCUGCUUCAGGGAUCCGACGACCGGUUGGAUCGGACCAGAUGGACUAUGGAGGAUAGCAGUUGGUGCUCAGCUGUACAGCUACAACGCUGCACUUUUGUACAAGAGUGAAGACUUUCUGAGUUGGACAAGAGUUGAUCACCCACUGUAUUCUCAUAAUUUGUCCAAUAUGUGGGAGUGCCCGGAUUUCUUUGCGGUAUUGCCGGGCAAUAACAGUGGACUGGACAUGUCCGUAUCAAUCCCAAGAGGCGCCAAGCAUGCCCUCAAAAUGAGCGUGGGUUACUUUGACAAGUACUUGAUUGGGGUUUAUGAUCUCAAACGUGAUGCCUUUGUGCCAGAUACUAUCGUAGAUGACUGUCGGCUGUGGCUGAGGAUCGAUUAUGGCGAUUUCUAUGCUUCAAAGUCAUUCUUUGACUCGAAAAAGGGCAGGAGGAUCAUAUGGGGUUGGUCUCAGGAGGCAGAUUGUCGCUCAGAUGAUGUUGCAAAAGGUUGGGCAGGAAUCCAUACAAUCCCCAGGACGAUUUGGUUAGAUAGUGAUGGCAAGCAGUUGUUGCAAUGGCCAGUUGAUGAGAUUGAGUCCCUUCGAACAAAUGAAAUCAACCAUCAAGGACUAGAGCUCAACAAGGGAGAUAUGUUUGAGAUCAAUGGAGUUGAUACUUUUCAGGCUGAUGUGGAGAUAUAUUUUGAGCUGACGUCCAUCAAUGCCGCCGAACCUUUUGAUCCUUCCUGGCUUUUGGACCCUGAGAAGCAUUGCUGUGAAGCCGGUGCAUCGGUUCAUGGUGGUAUAGGGCCAUUUGGACUUGUUAUUCUGGCCUCCAACAACAUGGAUGAGCACACUGUCGUGCACUUCAGAGUCUACAAGUCACAGCAAAAGUACAUGAUACUCAUGUGCUCUGAUCUAAGAAGGUCUUCCAUCAGACCAUCACCGUACACACCAGCCUAUGGAGGCUUCUUUGAACUUGAUCUUGCAAAGGAGAGGAAGAUAUCUCUCAGAACUCUAAUUGAUCGGUCGGCGGUGGAGAGCUUCGGUGGUGGUGGUAGGGUUUGCAUCACGUCCAGAGUUUAUCCAGCGGUGCUCGCCGAUGUUGGCAGGGCCCACAUGUAUGCCUUCAACAAUGGAAGUGCCACGGUGAGGGUGCCACAGCUCAGCGCAUGGACCAUGAGGAACGCACAUGUGAAUGUGGAGAAUGGUAGGAGUGCUAUUUAAACAGAGGAGCAAUUUGAUUUUCUCGAUUCUUUUAUCAUUCAUGAGCACUGCCUGGCAGAAAUAAGGACAGUUAACAGGAGAUAAUAGGGACAUGGAGUGUGUGAGCUCGAGCUCACGUGCACCCGUUGCUACAGUAAAAUCAAAAAAAUAUGUAAAAAUUUCAAAAAAUUCUGUUUUUUUUUCAACAAACAUUGAUGUGUGUUUCACAUGCAUGCCAAUUUUCGCGAUGAAA
Molecule: messenger RNA, 2724 nt
Organism: Aegilops tauschii subsp. strangulata
Lineage: Eukaryota; Viridiplantae; Streptophyta; Magnoliopsida; Poales; Poaceae
Source: RefSeq, a predicted model, not a curated record